This is a messenger RNA of Closterium sp. NIES-65, 780 nucleotides long. The record is from the annotation of a GenBank genome assembly. NCBI's taxonomy places the organism in Eukaryota, Viridiplantae, Streptophyta, Zygnematophyceae, Desmidiales, Closteriaceae.
AUGUGGACGUGGACGUGGACGUGGACGUGGUCAUGGACGUGGUCGUGGACGUGGAGGACUUGGACGUGGAGGACUUGGACGUGGACGUGGACAUGGACGUGGACGUGGACGUGGACGUGGUCGUGGACGUGGUCGUGGACGUGGACGUGGUCGUGGACGUGGUCGUGGACGUGGACGUGGUCGUGGACGUGGUCGUGGACGUGGACGUGGACGUGGUCGUGGACGUGGAGGACUUGGACGUGGAGGACUUGGACGUGGACUGACGUGGACGCGGACGUGGACGGGGACGUGGACGCGGACGUGGACGCGGACGUGGACGCGGACGUGGACGUGGACGUGGACGUGGACGUGAACGUGGACGGGGACGUGGACGUGGACGUGGACGACGUGAACGUGGACGUGGACGUGGACGUGGUCGUGGACAUGGACGUGGACGUGGACGCGGACGUGGACGUGGACGUGGACGACUUGGACAUGGACGUGGACAUGGACGUGGACGUGGACGUGGUCGUGGACAUGGACGUGGACGUGGACGUGGACGUGGACGUGGGCGUUGACGUGGGCGUGGAUGUGGACGUGGACGUGGACGUGGACGUGGGCGUUGACGUGGUCGUGGACGUGGUUGUGGACGUGGACGUGGACGUGAACAUUGAUACGUGGACGUGGACGUGGACGUGGUCGUGGACGUGGACGUGGACGUGGACGUGGACGUGGACGUGGUCGUGGACGUGGACGUGGACGUGGACGUGGACGUGGACGUGCACGUGGACGUGGACGUGA